AUGUGCGUGUGGUGGGGGGCGCGGGCGGGAGUCAGUAUGCGGGUGUGCUGCGUGACAACGGUGCUCGCUGCGCUGGCGCUGCGCUCCGCCGCGGAGGCGCCACGGCGGUACCCGGAGUGGCGUGGCCGCGAGGUGGCGCAUGCGCGUCCACUACAAGACCUCUUCGAGCCAGAGCCGGUAUACGCACAACGCCAACAGCCGCAGCUGUCGCCCGCGCUGCGCACUGAACGUCGCCGCUCGCGCAACACCAAGCGCACUCCGCACUUACCCUCCGAGAUCGCUAGCCAGAUGAUGUUGCGCGCCUCGCGAUCCAACCGACCCUACGACGUACCUCAAAUAGCACGUGCGAACCCUCUGGCGUUGACACGAUUAGCACCCGACUUAUCGAACGUCGUGUAUUUGAGUGACAUCACAAAUGUGUCAUACGAGUUAUAA
This is a messenger RNA of Diatraea saccharalis (sugarcane borer), 435 nucleotides long. Lineage: Eukaryota; Metazoa; Arthropoda; Insecta; Lepidoptera; Crambidae. The record is from the annotation of a GenBank genome assembly.